AUGACUCGCUCAUAUGAGGCUGCAAUUGCAGCACUCAAUUCCCUGCAAACGAAUUUUGCGAUCGUGGAGGAGCUUAAGAAAUCGACCUCACGGGAGGAUCUCAAUAAGCGCUCACUCCCAGAGACGGUUGAAUGGCUUCGUCGCAUUGGAUAUAAGCCCUCCGAUCUCAAUCGAUUGAAUCUGGUCCACGUCGCGGGCACGAAGGGCAAAGGCUCAACUUCCGCAUUCAUUUCAACCAUUCUUUCCCAGUACACUCAGUCAGAGCCAGGUCAAUCCUCCCCUCAUCUCCACAAAGUCGGACUCUAUACCUCCCCCCACCUCCGGUUCGCCCGCGAGCGCAUCAAGAUUGAUAACGCCCCGCUUUCCGAAGAGCAAUUUGCGCGUGAGGGUGUUGAUGCAGCAGUAAUUGAGUGCGGCAUCGGAGGAGAAUACGAUUGUACCAAUGUGAUUGAGCAGCCCAAGGUGACUGCUAUCACUAGCCUUGGAAUCGACCACACAGCUAUGCUGGGCACCACGAUCGAGAAAAUCGCAUGGCACAAGGGUGGCAUCAUCAAGUCUGGAGCUAAGGCUUUCACAGCGCCGCAGCCUCCAAGCGCGGAGCAAGUUCUGGCUGAGCGUGCCGCUGCCAAGGACACUCAGUUGGAUGUUGUUUCUGAACAUCCUGAUCUGCGCGCAGGGUCCAGCCAAGUGAAUCUCGGACUGGCAGGUGACUUCCAAUAUACCAAUGCCUCCGUCGCAGUCGCAACGGCCGCGGAGUUCUUGAGGAAGACUGGCGUGGCGAACAUUUCCGAGAACGUCAUGUCUGAGCCUCUCCCUGCCAAAUUCAAGACUGGACUUGAGGAGACUCGCUUGGGUGGACGCUGUGAGACCCGUUUCGAGAAGAAUGUCGCCUGGUAUAUUGAUGGAGGACAUACUCUGGAGAGCAUCCGCUUGGCUGGCCAGUGGUUUGCCUCGCGAAUCCAUGCCGAUUCAUCCGGCGACAUUGCAGCGAAGAAGCCCCGAAUCUUGAUUUUCAAUCAGCAGACCCGUGACAGCACAGCUCUGGCUCGUGCUCUUCAUGAGACUCUUGCCGCUGCGUUGGAGUCCGGCACACCUUUCACACAUGCCCUAUUUUGCACAAACAUCACAUACAAGCAGGCUGGAUUCCGUCCUGACUUGGUCAGUAUGAACACAAAUGCUGAUGAUCUUGAAUUGCUCCGCGUACAGAAGUCUCUUGCCGCUGCCUGGAAUGAGAUUGAUCCUAACGCUCAGACUCAAGUGUUUGGAACUAUCGAAGAGGCUGUUGACUUCGCUCGAGAUCUGGCUGCCCAGGAACGCAAGGUCGUCCAGAGUGACGAGGCCCCCGUCAUGACUUUUGUCACCGGCAGUAUCCAUCUGGUGGGUGGCUUCCUCGAUGUGAUCGAAACAAAGCCAUACACGGAAAAUCCUUAA
Molecule: messenger RNA, 1431 nt
Organism: Penicillium daleae
Lineage: Eukaryota; Fungi; Ascomycota; Eurotiomycetes; Eurotiales; Aspergillaceae
Product: tetrahydrofolate synthase
Exons: 4
Coding region: 1-1431 (476 amino acids)
Biological process (GO): tetrahydrofolylpolyglutamate biosynthetic process
Cellular component (GO): mitochondrion; cytosol; cytoplasm
Molecular function (GO): tetrahydrofolylpolyglutamate synthase activity; ATP binding
Source: RefSeq, a predicted model, not a curated record